Molecule: messenger RNA, 834 nt
Organism: Helobdella robusta
Lineage: Eukaryota; Metazoa; Annelida; Clitellata; Rhynchobdellida; Glossiphoniidae
Exons: 5
Coding region: 1-834 (277 amino acids)
Source: RefSeq, a predicted model, not a curated record
AUGAUUCAAAAUAAAUUAAAAUUGAGAGAUCUUGUGCUGGGUUUUAUGAUAUUUCUUCUGAUCGGUUCAUACUUCCAACAAAAUGUUCUCCUACCCAAGUGGAGUCUUGAUGUUGACGAGCGUCUGAGCAGCAUCCAUCCAGACAUAUACGCCCUCAAUGGCUCUCAGUUGGAGUUCGAGUACAACAGGUACGUAAGUGAAAAUGAAGUCGACUGCAAGAAAUCAGUGAGGAUAGGCAACGUGGGAGAUGGGGGCUGGGACGUUUGUGUUGACGGUCUCUAUCUGCCUCGACAGCCCUGCCUCGUCUACUCUUUCGGCAUAAAAGAUGAUUGGUCCUUCGAUGAUGGCACGGUAAGCUCGUUCAAUUGCACGGUACGUGCCUUCGAUCCGAGUAUAACGUCGCUGUCGCCCAAAAGAAACGAAUCAAUAUACUUCUACUCGGAAGGCCUGGCUGGUUCCAACAAAAACAAUAGUAAACAUUGGAAGCUUAGAACACUAAAUUCUUUUAGGGAAAUGUUCAAUGAACAAAAUAGUACAAUCGAUUACCUAAAAAUAGACAUCGAGAGUUAUGAAUGGGAGUCGAUGGAUACAGCUGUCAAAGAUGGUUCUUUGAGGAAUGUUAAGCAGAUUGGUGUUGAGUUUCACAGGACCGGCACGCUCACAAAGGAAUUCUAUCUGGAUAAGUUGAACACUUUUGCUCGUCUGCAUGAUGCUGGUUUUCGAAAGUGGCGCACCCAUCUGAAUGUUCCUUGUGGAGUCCUGUACUCAGACAUCACGCAGGGUUUCAUGUCCAUCUGCAACGAACUUUACUAUCUCAACUUGCUUUAUAGCUGA